GACUGCAGACAGAAGACAGAACUCUGAGAUCCAGAUCAGAAGUCUAGAGAGCAACAGUGACCCACGCAUCAGACCAAGCAAGAUCUUUAGAGGCCCUACCCGACAGUUACCUGUCCUCCCAACCAAGGUGUGAAGACCCAUAUCCUUCUCGUCCCUCCUAUUUAUCCCUCUCAGGACAGAAUGGACCGGACUUUGCAAGAGCUUUUUCUGAACUUCAUGCUAGUCUUAAUCACUCUGCUGCUCAUGUGGCUACUAGCCAAAGCAUACCAGGAUGCCUGAACAACCCGGGGGAGUGAUGCAAAAGUGAGGAAUGGGGGAAACUGUAUUUCAUCGUCCAGGGACUGCAGAUGCAAACAAUAUUGACAGCUUGCUAGUUCAAAUCCCGGCUCAGACAAGAAAAUCUGGUGUGGAGUGACCCAACAGUUGGAGGGCUGCCUUGUAGUUUAGGGGUGGGCAAACAUUUUGGCUAGAGGGCUACAUCAGGGUAUAUCAUUUCAAAGUAAGGCAAAUCAGAUUGGUUUUGUAAACAAUUUUUCAGUUAAAAUACAUGUUCAGGCCACAGAAGUGGCAGUUAUAAACUGGAGUGCGUUCAUGUUGAGUUACCAUCGUAUUACCAUCUUUCCAGAAAUAAUGUUUUGCCAGAAUAAUUUUUUAUGAAACCUCUUGCCAUAUUAGUUUGCCUACCCCUGCCCUAGAUACCAUUAUCGUCCAUAAAAUGAAGUUAAUCAACAUCACUUACAUUUCAUCUGCAACAUUCACAUUCUGCUUUAUCUGAAAUCUAAAUGAAGUUAAUGAAUUACAUUUGUAAACAGAUAUAAUUUAUAGCUUUACUGCUUCAGCAUAGUCCUGUCUGCUAAGAAACACAUGCAGUUCCUCACACCUGCCUCUUAGGGACUGCUUUUUUAGAGAUAACAUUCUGUCUACAAUAAAAAAAACUGUUGU
Molecule: messenger RNA, 942 nt
Organism: Esox lucius (northern pike)
Lineage: Eukaryota; Metazoa; Chordata; Actinopteri; Esociformes; Esocidae
Product: sarcolipin-like
Exons: 2
Coding region: 181-279 (32 amino acids)
Cellular component (GO): membrane
Molecular function (GO): enzyme regulator activity
Source: RefSeq, a predicted model, not a curated record